AUGCUCAGUAUAAAGGCAGCUUUCCAAAAACCUGCUCCAAAAAUUCCUCCAGCUAAGCGCCCUGAAUUCAAAGCUCACUCCGUAGCAAAAUCUUACGCAGAAGCCACCAAACAACAACAAAACUCAUAUAUAGAAAAAUUCACCGACACCUGUUCCAGGUUUAUAUCUAAUUUAAGCUCAUUAAUCAAUCUUCUUAUCGCCCUACUCUCCACAGUACUAAAUACUCUCAUUGCCAAAGGCAUUAUUUCCCCAUAA
Molecule: messenger RNA, 255 nt
Organism: Macrosiphum euphorbiae (potato aphid)
Lineage: Eukaryota; Metazoa; Arthropoda; Insecta; Hemiptera; Aphididae
Source: the annotation of a GenBank genome assembly